CAAACAGCCCACUAGCCCCCAAGUUAUUGAAUCCCAUAAAUAUGGCUUCUCAAUUCUUCUUUGCUAAGCAACACAGCUAGCGAAACGUCCAUCGGUCCAUGGAAAUAGAAAAAGGAAAUGAAGGAAAAAUAAUCAUGAUGGUUGGUUAGUAGGAAAUUUCAGUAGAUUUGCGGUCCCGAUAUUAUAGUCGAUUAGUCGUUCUUCCCCCUUAUCGCUUUCCAGGAAAAAUCCCGAUUUCCUGGAAAACCCACAGAAUUCUGAUUUGAUUAUUUGAAGAAUCAAAAGAUCUAGCCUUGUUCUUCCCCCUGACGGACACCAGGAGAAGGUCAGGAAAAUUGUCGAUCGAUCAACAUAAACAAUGGGGCAGAAACAGUCCAAGGACGAAUUGGUGUACCAGCAAGUGAGUUACGGCAACGCCGAAGGCAUCAAAACCCUUUGCCGGGAAGGCGCUGGCCUCGAGUGGAUCGAUAGGGAAGGGAAAACGCCGUUGAUAUUGGCGUGCAUGAACUCUGAGCAUUACAAUGUCGUCAAAACCCUGAUCGAGCUCGGUGCUAAUAUUAAUGCCUAUCGUCCCGGUCGUGGUGGAGGAACUCCAUUGCAUCAUGCAGCUAAAAGAGGACUUGAGCAGACGGUUAAACUACUUCUUUCACAUGGAGCUAAUGCAUUGGUAAUGAAUGACGACUGCCUAACACCUCUUGAAGUUGCCAGGAUAAAAGGAUACACCAAUGUAGUUCGUGCGAUUGAGGAUCACAUAUGCUUAUUCUCUGGUUGGCUCCGUGAAUUUUUUGGCCCCGGAUUUCUGGAGGUUGUGGCUCCUCAGUUCUUGUCUAGAAAAGUAUGGGUUGUUAUUUUACCAACUGGCUCCCGCAAUGCCAGACAGCCUUUCAAGUUGGAGCUUGCCAUAUACACUAGUUCACAGGUUGCCAAACCUCGUAUGGUGAUCUCCUUGUGGAAAGCUAAUCUUGAGGAACCAAAGUUGCAUCAGGCUGAUCCUUCAGUAGCAAUUGUUGACAAUUCGAAUACAUUGGAUUUUAUCUUUAUAUUGCAUUCCUUCCAUAGUGUUCUCUAUUUACCUCAGAUUUUAUGUUCAUUCAUAGUGCCAAGGGGCCGGAGGCGGAGACGAAUGAGGCAUAAGCCUCCUACAGUUAGGCAAACACGGAUCAAACUUGCUGCUGGAAAUGAAGGCGACAGGCAACAGCUGCAAUGGUUUUGUGAUGCAUGCAAAGGAAUUCCUCAGGCAACCCAUCUUCCUCAAUUUCUGCAUAGUUCACAGCCUUCAGCUUCUGCACCUCCACCUCUUGAUGAUGCCGAAUUGGCAAUGGCCAUGAGUGCCUCUUUCCAGUCUUCUAUAAACGUGAGCCCAGCUGCAAUUACCAGCAGCGAAUCAAGCGCCGCUGCCUCCAUUAGUGCAAAUAACUUUGUGAAGGGGAGCAGCAGCCAAGGUCCACCUUCUGAAGCGAGUUCCAGCAAGUGGCAGCCAGUGCACGAAUCUGGCAGUAGCAGCAGCAAUUCCAAGCAGCAACCUGAAAUCCAUAAUAAUGCUACCAACUCCGCUGAUGUCUCAACAGCGGCACCUCAAUCAUCUAGCUUGGCCCCACCAUCAGCUCCACCGCUUGUUGAUGCAAUUGUGGAAGAAGGCCCCAUUCACUAUCCAAGAAUAGAUUUCGACGCUGUUGAUAUGUCUUCCGCAGAACCAAUUGUGGAAUCGCCAGUCAAAGCUGACGACAAGAAGGAAGAAGGGGGAUCUUCUGUGUGUGUGAUAUGUUUGGAUGCGCCCGUUGAAGGGGCUUGCGUCCCAUGUGGCCACAUGGCUGGAUGUAUGUCUUGUUUGAAGGAGAUCCAGGCCAAGAAAUGGGGUUGUCCGGUGUGCCGGACCAAGAUUGAUCAGGUUGUAAGGCUGUAUGCUGUUUGAACUUCUGCAUCACCAGCUUUUGUUUCGUCAUGUAAGCGGGUUUCCUGAGUACUAUUUAUCACUGCACUGUUGGAAAGUUUCUGAUCUGUUCAGGGGACCAUCAACCAUAGGGCAGGUAAGUCUUGCCUUGUGAAGGAAGGUAUAUCCUAUUAUUGGCAGCCAUGUCAGCAAGAAGUUUGUAUAUAUAUAUCACCGAGUAUCCUCAUAGAUGAAGUUCAAAAAUAGUAUUGUAGCUUGUGAAGUGUGUCUAUGUAUACCUUUGAUCUGGUGUACAGUUGUUUCUUAAAAGUACCUCGUGAACAUCGCUGAUGUGUAUGAAUGAUCGAGGAUCAAUAUCAGCUUGUGCUACUUCAUCCAAAUAUUUACUCUCCCAGUUUUUGGGCAUGCAAUGUUAUAUGUGAUGUAUGAAAGAGAGCCCAAAAUUAUAUUUUGCUCAAAUUGAUAUUGGUGGUUAAUGUUCAUAUAUGUUCAGUUGGUUUUCAGGCUAGCCUUAUAAGGACGGAUUAUAUUGAACAUAAUAGAUUUAUACCUUGU
Molecule: messenger RNA, 2446 nt
Organism: Linum tenue
Lineage: Eukaryota; Viridiplantae; Streptophyta; Magnoliopsida; Malpighiales; Linaceae
Source: the annotation of a GenBank genome assembly